AUGUCCUCGAGUGCGACUUUCACAAAUAAACUUUCCAAUGAAAGAUCACCGUAUCUUUUACAGCAUCAGCACAAUCCUAUCGAAUGGUAUCCAUGGGGCCCUGAAGCGUUUCAGAAGGCGAAGGAUUUAGACCGCCCUAUAUUUCUUUCUGUUGGCUACUCUACAUGCCAUUGGUGCCACGUCAUGGAAAAAGAGUCAUUUGAGAAUAAUGAAAUUGCUAAGUAUCUCAACGAUCAUUUUAUCAGUAUCAAGAAAUUGAAGGUGGAUCGCGAAGAACGUCCGGAUGUUGACAAACUCUACAUGUCCUUUAUACAGGCAAUGUCUGGUAGCGGUGGAUGGCCUAUGACCGUCUUCCUUACACCACAAUUGGAUCCAAUCACUGGUGGUACAUAUUUUCCGCCAAAAGAUGGCGCUGGAACUAUGGGCUUGCCAUCAGUGUUGAGACUUGUGAAUGAGAAU
Molecule: messenger RNA, 459 nt
Organism: Strongylus vulgaris
Lineage: Eukaryota; Metazoa; Nematoda; Chromadorea; Rhabditida; Strongylidae
Source: the annotation of a GenBank genome assembly